This is a messenger RNA of Mesorhabditis belari, 1917 nucleotides long. Lineage: Eukaryota; Metazoa; Nematoda; Chromadorea; Rhabditida; Rhabditidae. The record is from the annotation of a GenBank genome assembly.
AUGUGGAGACUUUCCAUAUUCAUUACGUUUUUGACGAUAUCGAGGUCAAUAGUUUUGGAAAAGCUUCCCGUUUCAAGUGAAGAAAAUGAGCGAACACCGUUGGAAAUGAGUUUCGAGGAAUUUUUGAAUCGAGAAGCUGAUAGGGAGACAUUUCGAAGAGUCAGACAAGUGCCACUAGCAGCUCUGGCUGGAGUUGGAAUGAUGCCAGGAGUUGGAGUAGCCGGAGUUGCUCCAAUGGUCGGAAUGCCAAUGUCUGGUGGAAUGAGCGCUCAAGAGAUCGCCUCUUUACCCGCAAUUCUCAAUCAAUUGAAGAUCAUGACAGAAAGCGUCUUGCGGACACAACAACAGCAAUCUCAGGGUAACGGUUUCGCAAAUACUUGGUCAAAUAGUUGGGGUGGAAUGUCCCCAAUGACAGCGAUGGGAGCGGGUGGUGGGUAUAUGGCUCAACCCUAUGCAGGAGGUGUCUAUCCCGGGCCACGACCCGAGCCUCAUCCAGAGCCGAUUCCCGUCGGAUACAAUCCGUUUGCCAGAACAAGCAUGAACUUGAAUUUCAACCUCGCUUACAACUCGGGUUGCGGUCGGAAUAGUCCAAAGUACCCAAUGGCCGGCGGAAUGCCGAUUGCUUGUUUUUUCGGUUACGCCGUUGGUGCCACUGGGCAUAGCUUUGGUCAAGGAGGAUACGCGCAACAACCGCAAAGUUGCCCGGAGCCUGAACCCGAGCCUGAACCGGUGGCCCCCGUUGUAGUGCCUCUAGUAGCUCAGGCUCUGCCCGUCAACUCGUACAACAGAGCGGCAAUGCCGAUGCUCCCCCAGCCACCGAUGGGCCCAAUGUUCGCCGCUGAUGUGAAGCAAGCAGCCACUCCGUUUGUGCCUCAUCUCAACGCCACUGAGCCGAUGACAACGACGACAACAACUACGACAACAAUAACAACAACUACGACAACAACAACCACAACAACUACUACAACUACGACUACAACAACUACUACAACAACUACAACUACAACAACUACCACUACGACAACCACAACAACCACAACAACUACAACAGCCACAACAACUGUUGAUGCCGUUGCUGCAGCCGAAGCAGAGAAGAAACGGAAAGGCGCUUUUAUGAGUUUGGCGGUGCCGAUGGAGUUGCACGAGAAGAAACUCUUUCGAAGAGAUGGCACCGAGUUUUCUCUCGCCGAUUUGGAGGGGAAAUUGAUCGGCUAUUAUUUUGGGGCACAUUGGUGCGAUCAUUGUUUGAUCUUCACCCCAAAACUUAAAGCUUUCUAUGAAGCAGUGAAAUCAACAGGGAAAAUCGAGAUUAUUUGGGCACCAUAUGAUAAAAAGGAGGAUGAAAUGGAAAAGUACAUGAGCGAUUCGCAUGGAGAUUGGCCUCGUUUACCAUUUAAAGAUAAAUUAAUCGGGAGUCUAUCGAAACGUUUCGGAUUGCGAAUGAUUCCGAAUUUGGUGGUGGUGGCACCGAAUGGGACAGAGAUCACGAGGAAUGGACGUUGGGAUGUUGAGGGGAAAGAGCCGAUCGAUGCGCUGAAUGGAUGGCUGAGAAUUGCGGGCAUUGAAGAGAUCAAGAAAGUCGUGAUCGUCAAGAAAACGCAUCCGAAUGGAACGGUGACUUUUGAAAGACAAAUCAUUGACAGAAAUAACAAGGGAAUGGUGGCAAAUCUCAUCAAGAAUGCCGGUGGAAUGGCCGUCACCACAACCACACCUCAACCAACGACUCUCCCGCAAGCGCCCACCUUUCAAAACCCAACCCAACCCCAGCAACGUGAAACUCCAUUUCCGCAAUCCCAAUCCUCAUUUCCCCAACCAUUAUCACCUCCUUUCUCAUCGAAUCAAUCCCCUCCAUCAAAUCUCUCUCCACCGCCACCGCCAGCCCCAAUUCCACCAUUCACACAGAAUGGGUUGUCAGGA